CUGCACGACCUGCAUCGCCAUCACGCACCUGUUGUCCAUCCAUCUGAAGCAAAAAGUCCGCCCUCCGAUCCGCAGACGAGCCCAAACUUGCGCCACUCCAUCCAUUCACCUCGCUUCUCAUUUGCCCCGGCUCGUUGCGAACGCUGCCCCGGCGAGCCGGGCCUGGAAGCUUGGGAUUUUGGGAUUCCCUCAUCACCCCAAGCACCCGGCAUGAUCCUUCAGCAUUCUCCUGUCUGAGACUACGUCCCCGCUGCUUUCUAUUCUGUGUUGCAUGCUUGCCAUUCGGCACAGCUCCGACCUGCAUCGGCUGCUGCAUUCCUCUGUCCUUGAGUUUCAGUUCCUUGCCUGGUCUUGGCGCUAGAUAUCCGACCUUACUGCUGGAGAGCCUUUUUUCCCCUCCCCCCCAACUUCUCAUUGGAAGCAACCAUGCUGAACCCGUAAACGGGUUGGCCAAAAGUCGUUUGAAGCGGCACGAGCCCACUCGUGUUUUGUCUGUCUUCCUUUCUGUUGUCCUCCGUCUCGCGUUUUGCUGCAUCAAUGGCAGAACAACAUCCGAGGCGGAUCCCAAACAUCACGCCCUCUGUCGCGGCGCCCCCAGUCAUCCCUCCUCCACCCCCUCUGCCAGAACCAAAGCGCAGUGCAUUUACCAGAUUCGUUACCCAGUCAUUCACCACCUACGGCUCGCGACCUGCAACCGCCCAGCCGGGUCGGGAGGGAGGAAGGGCGGCAGCCUUCCCGCAGUUACCUGGCUACAGCCCUCUCACAUCACAGUAUGCCAAAUUUAAGGCUAAGGUAACCGCCGAGAUCGCGGCGUUGGACAUCAAUCAGGAUCGGACACAUGCCAUUCUCGCAGGACGAGAGAUACUCGAGACGGUCCGUGUCAAUGGAACCACCUGUUCCGAGGAUCUCAACAUCCGCGAAGCAUUGUACAGCCACGACAGGCAUAACGCUACCCGGCAUCGCGACAACCUGGACAUCCACGACGUCAAAUGGUCCCACGGUCCCUAUUCCAACUUCAUUGCGUGUGCAGCGACCAAUGGGAAGGUCGUCAUAUACGACCUCGUCCGACCUGGCAUCGAAGUUUCAAGACUGCAUGAGCACCAUCGGCAAGUUCACCGAGUCGCCUUUAGCCCUCACCACGGUGCGCUGCUCCUUUCCGCUAGCCACGAUGGCUCCGUCAGAUUUUGGGAUUUGCGCGACAUGAGGCCCGAGGUUGCGUCGAUCACUGCGCGCGCUAAGUAUAGUGGCCAAAGCGAUGCUGUUCGGGACGUCAGAUGGUCACCAUCAGACGGUCUAGAAUUCGCGUUGGGCACCGACUCUGGCGCCGUCCAGCGAUGGGACUAUCGAAGCCCAAAGGCAGCCAAAUUGAAGAUUAACAACGCUCACGAUGGAGGCUGCACCUCUGUCGACUGGCACCCAGACGGCAAGCAUCUGCUCAGCGCAGGUCAGGACCGCAUGUCCGGGAACAGAUCCUAUGGAAUGUUGAAGAUCUGGGACUUCUCGUCCGAUCACAAACGACAAAAGCCAGCCUGGACGUUGCGAACCCCGUACACGGUCACCAAUGCGCGCUGGAGACCUCCCUGUUGGUCUGGGGACGAGCACGGCCGGGGCUCCUGGCAGGCGACCCAGGUGGUGACCUCUUACGACGAGAAGCACCCGGUGAUUCACCUGUGGGACUUUCGCCGACCCUAUAUCCCCUUCCGUGAGGUCUAUACCUCGCGCACCGCCCCGACCGACAUGCUGUGGCACUCGAUCGACCUGCUGUGGAGCGUGGGCCGCGAAGGUGAAUUUUACCAAACAGACGUCAAGUAUGCGCCAAAGACGAUCGAUCGCAGACCAUUGUCGACAUUCGCAAUCUCUCCAACGGGCGAGAUGGUCGCGUUCGGUCAGAAGCGCACGCGUCGCAGACGUUCUGAUAUGGAGCUUUCCCUCCCGGACGCUCCGAAUCCUGCUGCAAGGCGAGUCAUGCCCAAGACAGGCGUGCCGGAGCUCAGCCGGAGCAGUGCAGAUGAUUCCAUAGAUGAUACUUUUCUCUCCUCGUCCUAUCAGCCCAGGCACCAUGAGAGGACACUGAGCAACCGCAGCUCCAAAUCCUUGGCAGGCACACCGCCGUCCUUAGACAAGGAUACGCUGGCCGAACUUGAUGCCACUCUGAGCCAGGUUAAGGACAACACGCUACCGCACCAGACCGCGCUGCGUGGUCCUCUGCCUGGAUCUAGCGAUAUCAACACGUUUUUGUUUCUGGCCCAAAAGUAUAAGACAGCCGCACUGCCAGAUAAGCCGACUGUGGAGAGCUACAAGAACGUCUCAAAGCCGUUCGAGCAGAAUGCAAACUAUGCAGAUCGAGCGGGAAAUCAUCGCGCAGCACAGGUUUGGAUGGGCGUAGGCGCAGUAUUGCAACGGGAAGUGCUCACAAACGGCGAGCAGCGCCGGCGAGCUAGGCUGUCUAAAGCAGAACAGCCUGAAGAUCCGUUCCUUACCCUGCCUGACAUUUCAUUCCCUGUUUUCGACGGCGAAGAUACUCUCUUUGCGUCCGGCUCUGCUGCCGUUGCUGAUACGAGUCGAGCCGCCAUUCCAGACGGCCAUGUUGUAGAAAGUGACAGUAAUAUGCCUACGCCGCUCGCGAAACCGCAUGUGUCCGCGAACAGUUCUCACUCGUCGAAUUUGCAUCACAAUAUCCCUGAGCCGCCGCACGAUGAUCAAUUGUCCCUCCCACCCUCCGUUGUUUCUGGAGGUUCGUCAGGCAUGCACCAAGCGGCGCAAAUUUCGACUGCGGCCACCGCACAGAAGAGGCAACGCCGCGAGAACCUUGAAGCAGGGACAAGCUGGUUCAACACAAACGACAUCAACGAGCGCAAGGCACAGAUUGCUAACUGGCGAGCCCAGCCAAAGGCACUUCUCGACCUCGACACGCCUCGUAAAGAUUCUAGCCCGGCCGUCAACAUACCACCGCCCAUGUAUAGGCACAAUUCCGACGACAGCUUUGCAAUGUUCCCUUCGUCUUCCGAGUCAAAGAAUGAGCACUCGUUGGCGCAAUCUAUGAACAGCCUCCGCGACCGGCAGCUGAGCAUGAGUAGUAUCCCGGAAGAUCUUCUACCUGCCGAACAGACUCACGAGCGCAGCGCCACUGAUAGUUUUGGUCAGUCAGGCGAGGAAGCAAGUCAGUCUGGAAGUUCUAAGGGAGAUGUCUUCAACGGGAGCUUCGAUUCACUACAACUAUCUGAAAGCCCCCUCGGUACGAAGGCGCUCAAUCCGUCGCUAUUUCCGGCGCAGAUACUUGGAGAUGCAACUGACCCACGUUCCGUGGAACCACCCAAACGUAGUGACAUCCCUCGCCAUGAUGCUAAACAGCGGGCGCGCAUUGCCGCACCAGCUGUACGGCCCGUUGUCAACAUGAACUCCAAGGAUUUGAUCCUUGACGACUUUGAGAGGCCGCCGGGCAUCUCUCUCAGCCGCACGUAUCCAAUAACAGCUGGCAAAAUGCUGCAAAAAUUGUUCAUGUACCACACGGCGCUUGUACCCGAUGCCCAGCAGAUCGUCCACCUGAUGAUGCUGCUCUCGCCAUUCCUGCCGAACAGCGCCAGUCUGGCCGCUCACGAGUAUGAAGUCGCUGGACAGACGCGCUUGGCGCAAACACGACAUAUUUUGCAAGAAUAUGCCCACUAUUGCAAAGUCGAAGUGGGCCUGGAGACGGACGAAAUACACGCCAUCCUCUCAGGUCACCUUGUACAUCUUGCACGCUUCGAUAUCCAUCCCCUUCAGGUGGAGGCCGUCUGCAUGGCUUAUCAGGAGCAGCUGGAGAAGUGUAUGCUCUUUACAUCUUUGGUGAUGCUACGAAAUCUAGUAUACCCUCACCUCGGCGCUUUCCAGGAUCAUCUUCUGCGGAGCUCGACUGUCGAGCUCGUGUGCGCCAAAUGCAACAAACCAGUCAGCUCGGCAACGCGCAAAUGCGAAAAGUGUAACAAGGGUCACGACCUGUGCCCAGUAUGUUGGCAGAAGUACUCCCCGUUCACGAUGACGAAGCGCGCAAGGAAGAUGGAGGACGCCAAAGUACCAGCCAUCCGCAUCUGCGCCAAUGGCAGGUUGGACUUCAGCGCGUCCGUCAAGCCUCCAACGUCUUCAUCGCCCUCACCAUCGGCGCCUGUUCCGAACGCCUCGGGUAACGACGAGCCAAAGCUCGAGCACCCGUCGCUUUGGCAGUUCUGCCUCACCUGCGGCCACGGCGCCCACGCCGCGUGUCUACAGACGCAGCCGAAUGUUCCCGAGCUUGGCGGACGUUGCGCAACGGCCGGGUGCGGGUGUGCAUGCGUGCGCGGGAUGUACAGGAGCGAACUUGUCAAGCGAAUGGAAGAGGAAAAGGCGAAAAAUGCGAUGGGCAGCGUCAAAGGCGACGGCAGGAGAGUCAGAGAGAGCGGGGCCGUGAAAGGAGCGAGAGGUCUGCUAGGUGAGGAAGGGAAGAGGGUUCGGCUCGUGGAGCCCGAGCGGUGAUCUGUACACGGCUGGCUUGUUCAUUGUGUGCGCGUUAUAUAUGAGAUACCCAUUGUGCCUUUGUAUUCUUUACGAUUGUAAUUUUAUAUGAGCCUGUACGGCCAAUUCGAGAAGCC
Verruconis gallopava is the source of this 4604-nucleotide messenger RNA. RefSeq lists its product as uncharacterized. The coding region runs from base 538 to 4488 and encodes 1316 amino acids. Gene Ontology annotation, biological process: positive regulation of TOR signaling. Gene Ontology annotation, molecular function: protein binding. The record is from RefSeq and is a predicted model, not a curated record. NCBI's taxonomy places the organism in Eukaryota, Fungi, Ascomycota, Dothideomycetes, Venturiales, Sympoventuriaceae. The transcript is spliced from 2 exons.